CGAUAUACCCGACAACGACAACGACGCCGACCGGCGACCAUCAUCCGUCCAAGCGUCUGCAGUUGUUGCAGUCGGCUCACGGCGCUCACCGUCGAGCACGCGACCGUAUAUAGUUCCAGGGGAUUCCCGGCGUUUCCCUCUGUAUAUUAUUCCGUUUGCUUCCUUCGGUACUUCGGCAAUCCUCAUAACCGGCCGUUUUCCACGUUGCGACUCGCGCCAAGGAUAAUACCUGUAAUCGUUGUUCGCGAGAUAGUGAGUCACACAGGUGCCACAAAGCAGACCGGACAAGAGCGAUCCGAAUUCCAUUUCUCCUUCUGUACUUUUUUUUUUCUCUUUCGUGAACGCACACAAUCACAUUGUGGCACGAUCGGAAUUGGGAAGACCUGGAACGAACCGAUCGACCGGUCCCCACACGUUUCAUCCGUGCGUUCACGUCUAUGUCUACUCGACAAGUGUUUCGACCAUAGUGAGGAUACUCUCCCGAAAAGAAGGGAGAUCCUCCGUCAAGUGACAACAAAGAAUCCAGGAUUGAAGAGGGAAUAGAGAGAAGAUUGCCAGCGGGAAAGAUCGUUGGAUCGUGAAUAUCUGGUCAUUCAGAGUUGAGAAGGAGGGAAAAAAAUUAUAUUACGAGGAUUUUUGAGAUCCUUCUGUUGAGAAGAAAGUUGGAGGAACAACUUGUCGAGAGAAAGAUAUAAAAGUGUAGGAGCGCACAAGUCGAAGACGUCGGAAGAGCGAACGUUUACACGCUUGUAAAACGGUGACACGGAGGGGAUUUUACAUGCGUCAUCGUCGUGCGGGUACAAAUCGCACGCGACCAUACGCUUCGACGACAGUACACGUGUAUAACGACGCGCUCGAUUGCUCCUGCGAAACACGGGGCUACGAUCAUCCUUCGAGGAUUCACGGUGAUAAAUGCGGUGCCGGAGAUGACGUCCUCCGCGUUCUCCAAAAUGACGAUCCAGUUGGUCUUGCUGUGCUUGAUCGUCACGUGCAAUGGUAUACCGGUGCCAGAAGAAUCUGAUGACGUUGCAACGAUCAAUGCUACCACGAUCAGCCCGAUUUCUAUGGAUCCCGAAAUUCAAGGUCAUUCGAUGGACGAUAUCUUGCCAGGAACAAAGACGCCACAGAGCCCAGUAAUAUUCGUGGACGUUCCGGAGCACACGGAAACGGAACUCGGCUCGUCCGUACUUCUGGCGUGCCGAACCGCUAAUCCUGUGGCCGAGUGUCAAUGGUCCUGGCAACCUUUACCGCCGGUCCACCUGCCACUUCCGGAUAUCAGCGAAACUCCAGCGACCACCACCACAGUCUCGGUGAUUCAGACGACAACCACGCCGACUACCAAUCCACUGCCGGUACGACAAUUUCCUGCCUUCGGGAACAAUAGCAACGACUGUUCCGUAAGAUUCUCGAGUACGAAGCACGAACAGACCGGAUACUGGAGCUGUGCCGCGAGAACUUCCACGAAUGAUCCUUUCACCAGCACGGAACCUGCUAAGCUGAGCAUCGUUAAUGAGCAACAGAAUCCCCUGGUCGUAUUUGCGAAGCUCGAUAACGUGGUCGAGGUACCAGCAGGAUCUUCGGCGCAAAUAAUGUGCCAAAUGAAAUCAUCCGUUCGCGAAUGCCAAUGGUCCUGGAGGCAGUUGAACCAAUCACAACCGUGGAAUCUCGAGGUGAAGCGAUUUCCAGCUUUCGGUAACGACAGCACCGACUGCAGUAUCAAAUUCAAAAACGUGCUGCCGGAGCAAGAAGGAUACUGGACCUGUGGCGCCAGAAUCGAUCCGAAUUCAUCGUUCACGCAGUCGAAUCCCACUCGAUUUCUCAUUUCAGAAGUUGAAUUCGUACAAUUAUCUAGAGGAAUUCAAGUAGCGUCUGGUGAAUCGGUGCUCCUCAGAUGUCUGGUUAACAAACAAGUGGUACAAUGCGAGUGGUCCUGGAGGGCAUCUAACUCGAGUCAAGAACCUCUGUUAGUCAAGAAGUUCAAUCCGAACAAAGAUGCUGAUCAUGACUGUUCCGUGAGGUUCAAGAAUGUCCUGUAUGAGGAGGAAGGGCUGUGGACGUGCGGUGUUCGACUGUCACCAGAUGGAAUUCUUCACGAAGCGCCACCCGCGACUGUUAGCCUCUUACCUACAGCCAAAGUCAGCUUCGUUGAAAUGCCGGCAGACACUUCCGUGCCAAUUGGUACGGAGGCCACGUUGAAAUGCGUAACGAGCAGCCGCGUGGAAAAGUGUACGUGGACCUGGAAACCACUUCACGGAAACGAACCAGAAAUUAUUGUUCAGGAAUACUCAAGCAACGGCGACCUUGGUAGAGAUUGCUCGCUGAAGUUGCCGCGAGUAUAUGCCGAAAAACAGGGUCAGUGGGCUUGUCAAGUGUCGAUCAGCUCUCUCAAUACCAUGCUGACCUCGCCAUUCGUGAAGCUCACCGUGUUCGAACAAGACGAAGUGAAAUUCUCAGAGCUUUCCCAAGACAUCCAAAUAUCAGCCGGAGGAAGCGUUUUCCUUCACUGUGUGACCUCGUCAGCCGUCGAACAAUGUCGAUGGUCCCUGACGCCGGUGAAUUCAAACACCACGGUAGUAGUGAAACAAUUUCCGGCUGCCGGAAGCGAGGCCAGGGACUGCAGCGUCAGGUUAUCGCACGCACUCGCGGAACAGGAAGGACUAUGGACUUGUGGCGUCAAGUUGCGCGGCAGACAGAACUAUACGGAUGCGCCUCCGGCCAAGUUGAGUCUCCUGGAACCAGAGCCAGUAACUGUGGCAUUGUGGGCUGUGCCCCAUCAAAUGGUCACUCUUUCGUGCAAAGUAGAAACUGCGUUAUCGAAAGUGCAAUGCCACUGGAUUCAUGCGCCGAAAAUCCACAUUUAUCAGAAUAUGAGUAGAACGAAAAGGCACAACAUACAAAUGGAUUAUCAUACAGGCAUAUGUACUUUGGAAUUCAAACCUGAUCAUUCAGAUUUGGGAAAUUGGGUGUGCAAAUUUACUGUUCCAAACACUGAUGAAGAAAUUGGAAGUGCAACACUUGUUCUGUUGAAUAGUCUUGCCGAUGAAAAAUUAGGAUGGAUCGUAGGUGCUCUAACGACCUUGAUUUUAUUUCUAAUGAUUAUUAUAGUUGUUAUAGUCGUUUGUAAAACACGUUUAUUUGUAAGAAAGUCAUCACGAGUUUUAGAAACUAUUCCUGCAUCAGAGAAGAAACAAAAUUUGCAAGCGAAUAAUGAACAGUAUACUGAAAAUUCAUCGAAAGCAGAUAUACAAGUUUCUGAGCCAAAUCAGAAUGCAACAAAUGUCGAUAGUGUACUUCCUAAUAGAAGUCCACAAUUUUACGAGCGUGUUGGAAAAUACAGAAGAUCAUCAAAAGUAUAUGAAAAUCUUCGAAUAUGAAAGAAACUUGAUCUUUUUAAAGUGUAUUAUGCAAUUAAAAUUAACUUGUAAAACAAAUGUACUAAUAAAUAAAAAACAAAAAGAAACAUAACAAAUUAAAAAAUAUAUAAUAUA
Messenger RNA from Frieseomelitta varia, 3488 nucleotides. RefSeq lists its product as uncharacterized. The record is from RefSeq and is a predicted model, not a curated record. Gene Ontology annotation, cellular component: cell-cell junction. The transcript has 11 exons. Lineage: Eukaryota; Metazoa; Arthropoda; Insecta; Hymenoptera; Apidae. The coding region runs from base 927 to 3374 and encodes 815 amino acids. Gene Ontology annotation, biological process: cell-cell adhesion. Gene Ontology annotation, molecular function: cell adhesion molecule binding.